Messenger RNA from Photinus pyralis (common eastern firefly), 1329 nucleotides. Its product is annotated as CLIP domain-containing serine protease 14D. Lineage: Eukaryota; Metazoa; Arthropoda; Insecta; Coleoptera; Lampyridae. The coding region runs from base 163 to 1272 and encodes 369 amino acids. The transcript has 8 exons. The record is from RefSeq and is a predicted model, not a curated record. Gene Ontology annotation, molecular function: serine-type endopeptidase activity. Gene Ontology annotation, biological process: proteolysis.
CAUGUUGAUACCUUUGCAAAUUACUUUUUCGUGUUCGAUCUUUAGUGGGGGAUUAUUAUCCUUAUGGUAGCGUCAUUUCAUUCGUAGAUUUUUUACGGAAGGUCGGCUAGUAUAUGUAUAUGAUCAGCAGCAAUUUACUCAUUUCAUUAUAAUUUUAAAACAAUGAGUGCGUCCCCAGUGGUGCUGUCUUACUACUUAGGACUCGUGUAUAUUAUUACUAGUGGUGCAAUAGUAACUGCACAAAAUAUAGUAAACGAUGUCAGUAACUGGGGCACAAGCUACGAUGGAAGCAACUACCAGUACGGAAGGGCUGGGUAUUGCUCCUCGGGGACACAAUGCGUUCACAUCGACAAUUGUCCUUUUUUAUAUAAAGUAAUUAAUAAUGCAUGUGCCUACACGACCAGAAUCGGAGAGUUGGGAUGCGGUUACCAAGGCUCAGGGAUGGUGUGUUGCCCCACGACAAGUACCACUCACAGUACCAAUUUCAAUGGUCAGUUGUGCGGUCAAUCCAUGGUUGCGGCAGCACCCUACAACCGUAUAGGCGCAUAUCCUUGGGUGGCUCGAGUAAUAUUUAAAAACGCAGGUUCGGGAGAGACUAAGUUUCCAUGUUCAGGUUCGAUCAUUAGCAAUAGAGUGGUUCUAACAGCUGCCCACUGCGUUCUGACCAAAACGGAUAGUUACAAAUUGUUCGGUGUUCGCAUCGGAGAAUGGUCGUCUAAAACGGACCUUGAUUGCGGCCAGGAAUUUUGCGCACUUCCUCAUCAAGACAUUACUAUCAGUCAUGUCAUUGUUCAUCCCGGGUACGAGCAACGCACCUUUAAGGACAACAUAGCCUUGCUUGUGUUAAAUGAUCGAGCAAACUUCACUGUUACAGCACAACCAAUCUGCCUGCCCCAGCAUUGGGCGGGUGGUUCCAACUACGGGUUAGUUAUCGGUUGGGGAAAAAUUUCCGGACAACACGAAGCGCCUCCGUUUCAGCAAGUGAUUCAAUUGCCGAUCCUAGGAUUGCAACAAUGUUCACAUGUUUACGGAAGAACGAUUCCUAUAACCGAAAACAAUCUGUGCGUUGGUGGUUUAGCUGGGCGAGAUGUUUGUGAAGGGUUUGGUGGAUCACCCCUGGUGGAAGAGCAGGGUGGAAGCUACUUUCAGAUUGGCAUUUUGUCAUUCGGUUCUGACCAAUGUGGCGCACCAGGCGUACCUAGCGUUUACACUAACGUGAGGCGUUACGUAAAUUGGAUAAAGGACAACAUACCAACUUUUAGGAAUAAGUGACAUUGCUGUGUGUACAUUUGUUAUAUUUUUAAUUUUAAUAACAGGAUCUGAAAUUAU